AUGCCGCACCACGUGUUCCCGCGCGCCACGUCCACGGUGGUGCCCGACCCGUCCCGCUUCUUCGCGCCGCCGCUCCUCGCCGCGCCGCUCCCCACCAACUCCUUCUUCCAGAACUUCGUGCUCAAGAACGGGGACCAGCCGGAGUACAUCCACCCCUACUCCGUCCGCUCCCCCGGCGGCGCCGCCCUCGACGUCUGCUACCCGUCGCGGAACCACUCGCCGUCCUUCGUCAUCCAGACGUUCGUCGCCGACGUCACCGUCUCCGACGCCGCCGGGAGCACGGCGCAGCGCCACUCCGUCUCGGCCUUCGACGACCUCUCCGUCACGCUCGACGUCUCCCCGUCCCUCCGCGCGCACCUCGUCCGCGGAUGCCCCUACGUCACCGUCACCACCACGGCGGGGCCCGUGGACGUCUCUGUCGCGUCCGUCCACGCCUUCCUCGACGUCGCCUGCUGCGACGACUCGGGGACCAAGUGGCGCCUCCGGAUGAACAGCGGCCAGACGUUCCUCCUCUACGCGUCCGCACCGAUCCGCCUCGCGCAGGCCACCACCUCGCAGCUCUCGGCGCCCGCCUUCGCCGGCGCCAUCCGGGUCGCCUACCUCCCCGACGCGUCCAUGGAGCCCCUGCUCAUGCUCGCGCACCUGCUCCACCUCCGCCUGCUCGCCGAAGACGACUGCGCCGUGCGGGUGCUCGACGACUGCCGCUACCGGAGCAUCGACGGCGAUAUGGUCGGCGUGGUCGGCGACGCCUGGGUUCUGCGCACCGACCCGGUGUCCCCGACAUGGCACUCCACCCGCGGCGUCAGCGAGGACGGCGUCGCCGAGGUCGUGGCCGCGCUCCGCGCCGACGUGGCCGGCCUCGCGUCCACCGCGGUCACCACCACCUCGUCCUACUUCUACGGGAGGGCCAUCGCGCGCGCGGCGCGGCUGGCGCUGAUCGCGGAGGAGGUCGGGUGCCCCGACGUGAUCCCCGCGGUGCAGCAGUACCUCAAGGCCGCCGUCACGCCGUGGCUGGACGGCAGCUUCCAGGGGAACGGCUUCUUCUACGACGCCAAAUGGGGCGGGCUGGUGACGCUGCAGGGGCUCAAGGACUCCGGCGCCGACUUCGGGUUCGGCAUCUACAACGACCACCACUACCACCUGGGCUACUUCCUCUACGCCAUCGCGGUGCUGGCCAAGAUCGACCCGUGCUGGGGCCGCAAGCCGGCGCCAGCUUUACCCGGCUGCGGAUGUUCGACCUCUGGAAGCUGCACUCGUGGGCGGGGCCUGACGGAGUUCGCCGACGGGCGCAACCAGGAGAGCACCAGCGAGGCCGUCAACGCCUACUACUCGGCGGCGCUGGUGGGGCUCAGCUACGGGGACGCGCACCUCGUGUCCGUGGGCGCCACGCUGACGGCGCUGGAGAUGCUGGCGGCGCAGACGUGGUGGCACGUCCGGGAAGGGGAGGGCAUCUACGAGGACGACUUCAGCGGGAACAACCGCGUCGUCGGGGUGCUGUGGGCGAACAAGCGCGACAGCGGGCUGUGGUUCGCGCCGCCCGAGUGGAAGGAGUGCCGCCUCGGGAUCCAGCUGCUGCCCGUGCUGCCCAUCAGCGAGGCGCUGUUCCCGGACGUGGCGUUCGUCAAGGAUCUGGUGGCGUGGACGCUCCCGGCGCUGGCGAGGGACGGCGUCGGCGAAGGCUGGAAGGGCUUCGUGUACGCGCUGGAGGGGAUCUACGACAAGGAGGCGGCGCUGACCAAGACCCGCGCACUCAAUGGCCAUGAUGAUGGCAACUCGCUGACCAACCUGCUGUGGUGGCUCCACAGCCGCGGCAACGUCGUCGGGGACGGGGACGCCGGGUUCAGCCGCUGCUGCUGGUACCGCCAGUACUGCCACUGA
This is a messenger RNA of Miscanthus lutarioriparius, 1878 nucleotides long. NCBI's taxonomy places the organism in Eukaryota, Viridiplantae, Streptophyta, Magnoliopsida, Poales, Poaceae. The record is from the annotation of a GenBank genome assembly.